Messenger RNA from Diatraea saccharalis (sugarcane borer), 2689 nucleotides. The record is from the annotation of a GenBank genome assembly. Lineage: Eukaryota; Metazoa; Arthropoda; Insecta; Lepidoptera; Crambidae.
AUUGUCAUAAAUUUUCAGUCAUUCUUUAUUUUCGUAUUAUUGUUACGUGAUUAAAAUCCCCUAAAAAUCAAAAUUGAUUUCAAAAACAGCAAUAGUUUAAGCGCCGCCGAUCCAUUGUUUCGGCUUUAUUAAUAAAAAUUGCAAGUGAUAACGUGUGCAAAGGCCUGCAUAAAUGAAUAAUGUCGUUGAGGUCGAAAGCCUUGGCUCUGGUGGAGGUGCUGUUGAGGGUGCCUCCUCUGUUUGUGGUGGAUGAGUUCCUAAAGAUCAGCUUGGGACUGCCAGUGUCGAGCGGAGAGGAAGUGCCGGUUCUUAGCAACCUUACAAUGGAUCACAUUGACGUCACUGAACCAGAUGCGAACUACUAUGAUGCAAAUUUCUACAACGCCUUCAUCUUCACAUUCCUCAAGUUCCUGAUUUGUUGCUUAGGAUGCAUGUCAGCGCUGUGCAUAUUCGUGUUAUACACGAAACACCUCAUCAUAGUGUACCUGUACCUGAUGUCGGUGGGCAUCGUAUUCGUUUCCUACUGGACCAAUGUGUCGGCAGUUAAGCAGAUCCACUUGACUCAGCUGGCGACUAAUCAACCUAUUGCCAGCGUGUUAGAAGACAUACUCAAUUUAAAUAUGAAAAACCUUCUUGAUCUCGAUGGCCCUGGCUUGCUAGUCAUGCAGAACUUUGCCAUACAGUUUAUCCUAGCCAUACUCUUCAGAAAUGUACACUUGGGACCUCGACAUUCGACCAUACAAAAACUGUUACCCAUCAGCUUCAUGGCACCGUCCUUCCUAGCCAUGCUGCCUAUACCGCCAAAUUUACUGCAUCAUUCACCGGUUUUCUCCACAUUACUACCACUAUGCCUCGUCAAUUACGUCCUUUGGUCAUCGGCCUACAAUGUUAUACAAGUUAUCUACGCCGGUUACCAACACGGACGCCUCUUUGUUAGCAACUAUGGAUUAUCAGCUCUAGUUGAAACCGAGUGGAUGAGACUUAACAUACCGUGUGUCUUGAGAGUUUUUUGGGUUAUGAGGGUUGCAGAACAUGCGAUACUACUUCUUAUGGACAAUUACGACGAUGACUCCGAAGAUGGAUUAAAAGUAUCCACACUACUAGCCGUCCAGUCUCUAGCUUCUAUGGCCAAAUCUCUCCUAGUGACAGGAUGUGAGACGAUAACAGCCGUACUGGGCAUGACUUCUGUGAUCUCAUUCUUCUGUCAUUACAUCGGCAAUUUUUUCCAAUGGAUUUUAUUGACAGACGAAGAAGAAGACAAAAGUAUAGGCGCUGUGUCCGCCAUUUUGUUUUACAUACUCGCAUUGCAAACCGGCCUAACUUCAUUAAAUCCAGAAAAGAGAUUCGUCCGAUUAUGUAGAAACUUUUGUUUGCUAUUUACUGCACUGUUACACUUCUUACACAAUAUUGUGAAUCCCAUGCUGAUGUCGCUUAGCGCUUCGCACAACCCCAGCACACAUCGGCACGUGAGAGCACUCGGCGUUUGCGCUUUUCUUAUAAUAUUCCCGAUGUCGCUUCUCGUAUAUCUGUGGUCGCAGCAUUCGAUAUCGACGUGGUUACUAGCGGUCAGCGCUUUCAGUAUAGAAGUAAUAGUGAAAGUGAUCGUGAGCUUAAUGAUCUACUCCCUGUUUCUAAUCGACGCAUAUAGGAGCACAUUUUGGGAGCAAUUGGACGAUUAUGUAUAUUACAUAAGAGCUUUCGGUAAUACAAUAGAAUUUUGUUUUGGCAUUUUCCUAUUCUUUAAUGGAGCGUGGAUUUUGUUGUUCGAGUCUGGGGGAGCGAUUCGAGCCGUAAUGAUGUGUAUACACGCUUACUUCAACAUCUGGUGCGAAGCGAGGGCCGGAUGGUCGGUGUUUAUGAAGCGACGUACUGCCGUCAAUAAAAUCAACUCUCUGCGGGAGGCCUCUCUCGAUCAGUUGAACCAGUUAGACGACGUGUGUGCCAUAUGUUAUCAGGAGAUGCAUUCGGCAAAGAUCACACGAUGCAACCAUUACUUUCACGGUGUCUGUUUGCGGAAAUGGCUUUACGUCCAAGACAGGUGUCCGCUGUGUCACGACAUACUGUACAAGAUAGAUAAUGACAUAAACAAGGAUAACAACUCCGAAGCUGGUAAUGAGGAGAACAGUAACAACCAAAACCUUCUUUUAGAGGAAGAACCCGAUCUCUUGCUCGGUGAGGGGGUCAGAUGACUGCUCGACGAAGACAUAUACCACUUAGAUUAAAAAUCAGUGUCAAGUUUAGUGGUCGACUUAAUUGAGUGGUUUUCAUUCAUUUGUAUAGUAAGUUAUUGUUUUUUUUUUAUAUGAUAUAUAUAAAUCAGAUAUAGCUGUGAUUAAGGUGGACGGUUGAAAUUGUGCGUGUGGCUGUCACUUUGAGUGUGUCGUAAUGGUUGUCUGAAUCGUGGACAGGCUCUUGUUUAAGACAUUUUGAUUGUUGGACGACUCGUUUUUUGAAUAUGUUGAAAUUUAACAGUGCAACUAUUUUAGACAAAAAUUAUAUCAAUAUAAUAAAUGUGAUGACGUUUAAAAAAGGUUUAGAUGACGAAAAUAAAGCUAUUUGUAAAUAGUUAAGAUGUUUAGAAAUAGCUUUUUAAUAUUUUGAAUGUAACUUAAAGGAUUAAAAUUAUAAAUAAAAAUAGUAAUUUUCCUCCUUAUAAACUGUAAAUAAACUAUUAUUUUAGUAGAAAUGG